Messenger RNA from Lates calcarifer (barramundi perch), 3065 nucleotides. RefSeq lists its product as uncharacterized. NCBI's taxonomy places the organism in Eukaryota, Metazoa, Chordata, Actinopteri, Centropomidae. Bases 472 to 2385 code for a protein of 637 amino acids. The record is from RefSeq and is a predicted model, not a curated record. The transcript is spliced from 4 exons.
GCUGAGAGAGAGAGAGAGAGAGAGAGAGAGAGAGAGAGAGAGCAGAGAGAGAGAGAGAGACGCAGACGCGCGAGGGAGCUGGAGAGAGGCAGACAGUGAGAGAGAGACCUAAGCACAGACGGAGAGAGAGAGAGAGAGAGGGGGAGAGAGAGGAUGGCUGGUAGGAUUUAGCCUCGGCAGCGUCUUUUCCCGUCCAACACAACAAGCUUAUUACCUUUCUCUCCACGCGUUUGGAAACGGAUUUACGCGCACGAACGGAGGAGUUUGGAGGACUAGUAGGAUGCUGAGUAUCUUUCCUCCUUGCCACUGUUCUCCACCCAGCUCUCCAUGACCUGAGAGCGCCACCACAGCGGGAGGAACGAAACACCAGAGAGAGAGAGAGAGGAAGAGGAGGGCAGAAGGUCAGGGAAGGAAGGAAGGAAGGAAGGAACACACUUUUUUUGUUGUUAUUGUUUGUUUUCCCUUUGUGAAAUGGCGGCGACGGAGGCCAGCGCUGCACCAGUGGUCCAGGAAGACGGGAAGACCCCCGAGAGCAAGCCGGCAGAGGCGGAGCAACCGGCUAAAAACGCCAACGCAAAUUCAGAGACUGUCAACAGCGAAGUUGUCGAUAAAGACGGCACUGCUGUCAACAGCGAGGUGGUCGAUAACAAAGAGACUGUGAAUAACGACACAGCGGCGGCAGCAGGAACCGAGGAGGAAGGAGCGGCGGCGGCAGCAAGCGGAGAGGCGGCGGCCACUCAGAGCUCAGAAAACGCUUCCUCUGCCGAGCCCAAGACCUCGUUCCUGGACUCGUUCCUCAACAAGAGCGGCCUGGGGAAGGUGAUGGGAGGAAGGAAGAAGAAGGAGCAGAGCACGGCCGCAGGAGGAGGAGAGGAGAGUGCGACUGAAGGAGGGGAGAAGGAGGGAGAGAAGGGAGAGGAGGCUGCAGCAGCUGAGGGAGGAGCAGAGGGAGGUGCAGAAGGAGAGGCAGCGAUAGAGAAAGCUCCAGAAAAUGGAGAGAAGGAGGAGGAUAAGAAAGCGGAGAAGGGCAAAGCGGCGGAGACCAAAUCCUCGGUUCGGGAUCUGAUCAGGAAACCGGUGGCGAGGAUCUUCUCCCAUCGCAGCACCGAGAAGAAGGAUGGCGCCACAGCAGAACCCCAGAAACAAGUAAAAGUUCGGUCCAGGUCCCUGGACCGGCUGGAAGACCCUGAGGCACUUAACACCACUGCAGACUCCACCAUAGAGGAGGGAGGAGCAGCAGGAGCAGAGGGAGGCGCAGAGGGAGAGCAGAAAGCCUCGUCCUCCUCAGCAGCCACCAAGCACAUGAAGCGCUGGCACUCCUUCAAGAAGCUCAUGGCUCAGAAGACACACAAGAAGAGUGGCGGAGGAGGAGAGGACGGGAAGGAGGAGGGAGCAGAGGGAGGAGAAGGAGGUGGCGGAGACUCCUCCACGCUGGACUCCAAGGAGUCUGGGCAGAAGAGGUGGAAGCUGAAACGCUCCUGGACCUUCCAGGGCCUGAAGAGGGACCCGUCCAUGGUCGGCAUCAGCGGCAAGACCAAGAGCGGCGACAAAGACUCUGCCGACAACGCCAAGCCAGAGGAGGCGGCGGCAGAAGGAGAGGAAGGAGGAGAGGAGGCUAAGGCAGAGGGAGCAGCAGAGGAGGCCAAGACAGAGGGAGGCGAGGAGAAGGAGAAGGCAGAGGGAGGCGAGGAGGAGAAGGCGGCGGGAGGCGGGACGGUGACGCAACACGCCAACGAGAUCUGGACCUCCUUCAAGAAGCGCGUCAUCCCCAAGUCCAAACGAGCCAACACGGAGUGCGCCCCCAGCGGGGAGGAGGACGCCGCUGCAGCUGCCACCUCAGGUGAGGAAGGAGCAGCAGAGGAGGCCAAAGACGGCAAGUCGGCCAAGGCCAAGCGCUCGCACUUCGGCCGCGCGGUUUCCCUGAAGAACUUCAUCCUGCGAAAGGGCAAGUCCACCAGCGUGGACAUGGGCGAGGGCGCCAAGGAGGAGGAGGAGGCCGCAGAGGGAGGAGAGGGAGGAGAGGCAGCGGAGGAAGGAGGCGCCGACGGCGAGGCUCCUGCCACAGCGGCCGAGGAGACCAAUGACAAAGAAGCGGCGGCUGAGAAGACGCCGGCGGAGGAGAGCGGAGGGGAGGCAGCAAAGGAGAAGGAGAAGGAGGCGGAGAAGACGCCGGCCGAAGCCCCGGUGACCAACGGAGAGAACGGCUGCUCCAACGGCACGGCGGAGGAGAACGCCACACACAAUCACCAGGAGGAGGAGAAGACGACGGGGAGCAGCCCCGUGAAGAAGAGCAAGGAGGCGGGGGGGGUAAAAGAGGAGGCCAACGCCAAGAUCAUCAACGCCACGGCGGCGGUGAACAGCGACAAAAAGGCGGGAAACGUGUGAGGCCACACAAAGAGGAUUAGAACUGCCCGGGAUUCGCUGAGCAAGGAGCUCUGAGCCCCGCCCCCCUCCCUCCCUUCCCCUCACCUCCUCCUCCUCCUCCUCCCUCCCCCGUCCUCCCCCUCUCUCCCUUCAUCCCUCCUCCUUCCUCCCGAACAAACGUGUUAACAGAUCAUGGUGAGAGAGAGAGAGAGAGAGAGAGAGAGACUGAGAGAAUGAGAGAGAUGCAACUCAUGUAGAUGAGAAGUGAAAAAUAAUAAUUACUCAGAAAGCAAUAAUUCAAGCCCUUCUUUUCGCCCCCCCAUCCAUCCAUCAUCCAUCAUCCAUCAUCCGUCCAUCCCCCUCCGUCACACACACACACACACACACACACACACACGACAUCCAGUGUUUUUAUUUUUCUUUCUCUUUGCUUGUCUGUGAGAUUUUAUAUUGUCUACGAGAGAAAAGAAAAACGCAGAAAUGUAAAAAAUGAAAAUCGAGACAUUCCACCCCUCCUCCUCCCCCCUCCUCCCUCAACCCCCCUCCCCCUCCCCCUCCUCCAACUCCUCAUUGAACUUAAACUCUGCUCUCUGUCUCUGCCGACUCCUGAUUGGUGGAUUUAAAGAACAAAAAAAAAGAAAAGAAAAAAAAGACUUAGUUUUAUAUCGACGGCCAUUUUGGUUUGUAGUCCCCCCCCACCC